Numida meleagris (helmeted guineafowl) is the source of this 1651-nucleotide messenger RNA. RefSeq names its product translocase of inner mitochondrial membrane domain containing 1 (gene TIMMDC1). Bases 67 to 765 code for a protein of 232 amino acids. Gene Ontology annotation, cellular component: mitochondrion. The transcript has 7 exons. The record is from RefSeq and is a predicted model, not a curated record. Lineage: Eukaryota; Metazoa; Chordata; Aves; Galliformes; Numididae.
CCGCCGUGCCCCGCCGGGGAGCUGGGGGCGCUGCGGUGCUCGCUCGGCGCCGCCGCCGGGAGGGCCAUGGCGGAGGGGCUGGGAGCCCGGCAGAGCUUCAGCCGCCCCGCGCCGCCGCCGCAGACGGGCUGGGAGCGGCUCAGCGAGCUGUGGCGGCGCGACGAACUGCAUGGGUACCCGGAAGAGACGGUGAACAUCAUCAAGUCGGCGUUCACCGGGGGCCUGGUCGGCUGGCUGUACGGCGGCCUGCCCGCCUUCCGCCAGGGGCGGAGGGCCUUCAUCGAGGGCAGCCAGGGAGAGCUGUUCCAGAACCGCGCCGAUGCGGUGCAAUCUGCGCACCGUGCUGGGCUCAGGAGCUUCAUCCGCUAUGGCUGGCGCUGGAGCUGGCGGGUGGCCACCUUUGUGGCCAUAUUCAACAUGGUGAGCACCGGUCUGUCUGUGUACCGCGAUAAAACCACCAUCAGUAAUUUUGCUUCAGCAGGAGCCUUCACAGGAGCUCUCUUCAGAAUGCACUUGGGCCUGCCUGGGCUGGCAGGCGGCUUCCUGUUCGGAACAGCCUUUGGGAUCCCUGCAGGGGGCCUCUUAAUGAUUGUGCAGAAACUUGCUGGUGAGACUUUGCAGGAGAAGAGAAGUCGUGAGCGCAGGGAGCAGUAUGAGAAAAAGUUAGCAGAGUGGCAAUCCAGACUUAGUGUGACUGAAGACUUGGGUGAAAUGGAAAGCAAUGCCCAGGGACAAUCACAGACAGAAAACAGCAGGAGAAUCUAGGAGCUGCUGAGUCUUCCUCAGGUCUCCGUCGUAAGCAGCUACAAAGUAUUUUGAUUUUACUUAGAAAAAUCUUCAUCCAAAGGGACAAUGGAAGUGUUCUGUGAAUGCGGUUGUAUCCUUUGCACUUCUGAAAAAAACAGUUAGCUGAAAAUGUUUUUUGUGGAUUCAUAUCACUGCUCGAGAGCUUGGAAGGGCGAAACCUGUUCCACUUCAGGAGGUGGACGGGUUGGCUCUCCAGGCUGGCAAGUGUCAGCUAGGUUUGGCUGAGGAUGAGGGCAGCCCCAGAGCCUCUACUAGAACCCAUUUGCUGCUGAAAAUGUCCAAGCCGUUGGUGAUGUAGAAGUACUGAAAGUGGAGGAGCCUGCUAAUGCUAAAGGUACCCUGAUUCCGAAAGCUAAUUUUGUUCUGGUGAAAGCUGCUUUUCAGACAGCGCCUGAAGCCCCUGCUGUCAAAGCACAAUACAGGCAGCACCAGUGCGAGUGUUCCUCCUCUCGCCACACCAUGACUUUGCCUGGCUGGGACCGGUUUGGUUUUGCUGAUGAUGGCUUCUUUGUGCUUUUUGCAGAAAAACACAUUUGUCUCUUACAGUGCUUAGGGUAUUUCACAAUCAGUUUUGGGGAAGGGUGGAGGAGAUGGGAGUGGCAUGGAAAUACCCUAAAAAAGACAUGUUUUGGGUUCCACAGUAGAAGGGUGGCUGAGGGGUCUAUGGAAAGGAUGACCGUUUCUGAUGGUAGCGGUGGAAGCUUUGGCUCAGUGGUCGGAUUUAGCAGCAAUAAAAAAUUCUCUAAUUUCACGUGAAGGUUGGAAAUUAGGGGAUUACCUCUGGGGGGAAAUGCGGUUCAUGACACUCAAUAAAGCCAUCUGGCAGUGGUGAUUGUGUCCAUAA